GACGUUCCAACUUUUCAGGCGACGCUACAAGUCAUCAUGCAGUUACCUUAAGCUGCUUUCAUUGCCACAAGGAUGAUGAAGCUGAUCCUGAUUAUCUUGGUCUUUCUUCCAAUCGGUAUGGCCUUCCAUCCCCGAUUCGUGGGAACUGUGCAGAACGUGACCGUCCAGAAGGGACGGGAGGCGGUGCUAUCCUGCGCCGUGGAGAACCUACGCACCUACAAGGUGGCCUGGGUGCGGGUGGACACGCAGACGAUCCUCACCAUCCACCGGACGGUGAUCACGCGCAACGCGCGCGUCACGUUGACGCACGGCGGCCGCGCCCGGUGGCACCUGCACAUCGCCCAGGCGACGGAGGACGACCGCGGCCUCUACAUGUGCCAGAUCAACACAGACCCGAUGAUCGCGCAGACCGGAUACCUGCAGGUGGUCGUGCCGCCGCGAAUUCACGACGCCGGCAGCAGCACGGACAUGAUCGUGAAGGAGACUCGUGACGUCAGCCUGGUGUGCCGCGCCUCCGGUUACCCACAGCCGAGCGUGCAGUGGCGCCGAGAGGACGGCACAGCCAUACAGCGUGCGCAGGGCAGAGAGCUGUCGGCCGUCACCGUGGUGGACGGCUCGGAGCUGAACAUCACCCGCAUCAGCCGCCUCCACAUGGGCGCCUACCUGUGCAUAGCCAGGAACGGCAUCCUGCCGGCCGUCAGCAAGCGGGUCUACGUCAAGGUGCACUUCGGGCCGAUGAUGCUGGUCUCCUCCCAGCUGGAGUCGGCGUACGUCGGCCAGCGCAGCAAGCGGCUGCAGUGCGAGACGGAGGCGUUUCCGCGCUCCAUCAACUACUGGACCAACGGGCAGGGCGAGAUGAUCACGGCAGGCCCUAAAUUCGAGAUAAAAUCGGUUGAGACUUCUGUAUACAAAGUAUCAAUGAUCCUGACCAUCAUGGACAUCCGCAAGGAAGACUUCCAGAGCUACAAAUGUGUGGCGAAGAACUCAUUAGGAGAAGUUGAUGGCGUCAUAUCUCUGGACGAGGAACCGGCUCCGACAACGUUCAGCACGACUAAAAUAAGCCACCAUAUGUUCACUCCUCCCUCCGAGCGCGCGCCGGCGGCGACGGCCGACGAGCCAGGCUCGUCCCAGCGGGUGCCCAGCCAGAGGGAGGUGGAGCUGCGGCAGCCCGGCCAGACUCAGGCCCGGCCCGACCACACGCACAUCGACGCUGACUCGGGCAAUAUUUCGGAGAACAAGUACACGUUCGGGACAGCCGGAGUCCUCAUCAAGCUUCACCGACCCAGUCGCCGUCUUGCUCGGGUUCAUGUUUCUGCUCUGCAGCCGCAGCUGAUCGUGCUCUCAUGA
Molecule: messenger RNA, 1347 nt
Organism: Pollicipes pollicipes
Lineage: Eukaryota; Metazoa; Arthropoda; Thecostraca; Pollicipedomorpha; Pollicipedidae
Product: limbic system-associated membrane protein
Exons: 11
Coding region: 73-1347 (424 amino acids)
Cellular component (GO): neuron projection
Source: RefSeq, a predicted model, not a curated record